This is a messenger RNA of Lingula anatina, 3256 nucleotides long. RefSeq lists its product as uncharacterized. NCBI's taxonomy places the organism in Eukaryota, Metazoa, Brachiopoda, Lingulata, Lingulida, Lingulidae. The record is from RefSeq and is a predicted model, not a curated record.
AUGGCGUCGGUGCAUCGGUUGAAAUGCCGGCAUAUUGACAUAAAAGACUCCUGUGGGUGAGAAAAUACUGAAAUGCACAUCGAAAAUUCUCUUUCUAAUUGUUUAGUGAUUUUUGAGCAAAUACGAGCCGUUAUAAAGCUAUCAUAGCACUCAAAGUUGACGGAAUAGGCUUACUUUAUCGAUCCCGAAUUUCCAACAGUAGCCAGAUGUCGCAAAACAAAAGCAGAGAGGAGGGAGAGUGUACUGGCGAGGUAUCGGAAUCGACCAAUUUAGUUUCGAGGUACAAGUUGUUUAAGAAGAUUGUGUCAGCAGAAUAAUAUCAGAGGAAGGCUGAAGAUUGUGAGGAAAGGAAAUAUGACGGACAGUACCGGAAACAUCAACGUGGGUUUGGUCAUCGGUGUCUCAGUUAGCGGUGCGGUCAUCACUGGCGUCGUGGCGACACUGAUCAUCGUCUGCUGCUGUUGCAGGAAACGUGGGUACACGUUUUUGCGCAGGCUCACUUCUGGAAGACAGGUAAUGGUUAUUGACAGAGACGAAGAAUGUGCUAACAGAAUAGAUAUACUACCUCACAUGAAGAUUGCCGACAUCAAGACCGAGCUCAGUGGCUCGGAAACUUUAGAGGUAGAGAAAAUGAGACUCCUCUACCAUCACGACGAACUGGGAAACGAUGAAAAUGUCGAUAUCGCAUUGUCUCGCAGACGAGCCAAAACCGCGAAAAUCACCCUGCAAAAACUGAUAAAAUUGACCAUCGAUGCUACUCCAGACAGAACGUGUGAGCUAUACGUUUCACCUCAACACGAUACGGUGGGAUCGGCCGCGGAAAUAGUGGCUUCUUCCUUGCGUAUAAACCAGGAACAUGUGAAGUUCGAGAAGCCAGACAAUGGAGGAGAUAUAUUAGAGUCCGAUUCUACAUUUGAGACCUGUGGAAUUAAAAGCGACACUCGUCUAAAACUUAUGCCGAUAACGACCACAGCUAAAGUGUUUUCACGGGAGGGGAAAUUUCAAGAAGAAAUUUGGAAAUGCAGCCCUUUAUCUACCGUUACCCAUUUAUUUGAGAGCAUUCAGAAUACUGUUGAUCCGGAUAAGCAAGCUCUUGAUAUACGCCGAGCGCGAAGACGAUAUUUUUCUUCCCCACAAAAAUGCGAGCAGGAUUCUAUGACUGUGCAUGUGCCAGCUAAUGACACUUGGGUGAAUGCAGACGAAAUAGCACAGGACGAAAUCCACACCCACGCUCAAGGUGUCUUCAUUAUAGAAGAACUGAUCACCGUAAGUGUUGAAUUUCCCGGUGGAAAAAUCAUGUCUUGCAAAGUUUAUCCCUGUGACCGGAUAAAAGACCUCAGAGAAAACAUCAGCAAGAGGAAGAACAUUCCAGUAAAGUAUUUGGAGUUGCUCCUGAAUGCGGGCGAUGCUGAAUGCUUGGAUGACACGAGGUUCAUUUUCAAUUGCAAUAGGGAUAAGUUAUAUGUGAAACCGGUAAUAGUUGAUUUGUUGACGGACAUAGGUUUGAUACAUCAAGAAUGCGAUCCAACUGGCACCGUGAAAGAUUUAAAAGAAAUAAUGCGGCGUGUUGAACCCAGGGCCAUUCUCAACACCACGCACUUUAUCGUUAAAGAGUUCGUUUCGACAGAGGAUUUGAAAGAAAGGCCCCAGCACGAGGAACACGAGGAAAAUACACCUCUGUGUUUGGUACGCAAAGUCCACAUAUCCCACAAUAAGAAAAUCCAUGUUAUUUUCCCCAGUGGUCGUGACGAAAUCAUCAAUUGCCACUUGACUAUGACCGUCGGUCAAUUUCGACAGACACUUCACGAAAAGACCCGAUGUCCUCUUCACCAUCUUCAGUUAUCAACGUCAGACGAUCAACCAAUGAGAGACGAGGAUUUGGUCUCGGAUUAUAAAUUGCUGGACGAGGAUAAAAUUAAAGUAGCAGCGAUUCCAGUUUGGGUGACCAUUGACGAUGAGAGAAUCGAGUUUCAGCGAGACGCCCUCCUGAGCGUUGAAACUACAGCAGACGACAUUUGCGCUCAGCGUGAUGCGGUGGUUGGAUGUCUGGAGUAUUUCCAUGAGAAGCAGAAUUUGUGGAGAGCGGCAGACGAUAACGUCAGGUCUCUUCCCUUACACUGCUUCAGAGAAUUAAAAAUACGGACUCUAAAAACUCCCCUAUCAGAGUCCACGUAGUUUUUAAUGAUCAAAAUGAUCAAAACUAAUUGUUUAGAAAUUAAUUUUAGUUAAUUAAUUAGUAUACUGUAUUGAAUAAUUAUAAAAGAAGAAGGGAUUUUAUUUUAAUCAGUGACGUAUUGAGAAUGAUGGUACAAAUAUAUGAAGCAGGAUGACGAUGAGUUUCAUAUCCGCACGCCCGCACGCACACAGCUUCACGCUACUGUAGGCUUAGCGCGGUGAUAAAAUUUCAAGAUAAUACGUAGCAAGGCACAAAUUCUGAUUAAAUGAGGGGGGAUUCCACAUUGGUUUCGAUUGGUUUUGAUCCAGUUGGUUUCUCCAGUGACAUGUUGUUUUACACAAUAGAUAACGUACAUAAAACGGAUGAAUGAAAAGGCUGUACAUUUUACAUCAUAACAAGAUCGAAAACAAUAUGUGCAUGAUCUUUGAAAGCAAACAUUGUAAGCGUCCUCAUUCAGAGAAUUCAGUCGAUAAAAUAAAUACCCUAAUGCCUCAUGAAUACAAUCCAGCUCACGCAAUGUGACAACUAAAUUCAAUUAUUGGGUACGGGUUAGCAUUAGGGCCACAAAUCGCUCGAAAUAUUGAUAUUUCUAUAAACAUCUUUUCUAAGCACUUACUCCGGUGAUUCGUAUUAACCAGGGAAUUCAGAUUUCAGUCAACAUGGAUCAUAUCGUACUUAAUUGAACUUAAAGAUUAAAUUGCACAGAGCUCGAGCAAUCAGACAUAGAUAAAGGGCGAUAGAAUUGCGAUAGAGGCGCGUGAUGUGUUCAUUGCAAUUGUUGUGGAAAUAUAACAUUUGCCUAGUGCUCUCCCUAUAAAUAAUUAAAUAAACAGACAUGCAAAGAAAGAAAGAAAGAAAAAUAAAAUAAAGUAACCAUAGCUAUCAUGGAUGAUUUAUGGGAGGCAAAAAAUACAUUUGAUUCUUUUUGUCUUUUAUACACAAAUAAAUCUUUUGGAUAACUUGACAUAAGAGUACAAAGAGAACAAUAUAAGACACAAUGAGAGCUCUUAGGUUUUUAGCAAAGCACGUUAUCUGUAGUGCCUUUGAUGUUCAAGUGGCCAAAGAGCGGCAAGACUCAUC